AGAGAAUGAAGUUGUUUAUGCCAUUCCUGACAAGGAUGCUUUGAACAUUUUCUAUGAGAUUUCAUUUUCUGACAAUGUUGAUAGGACAUUGGCAAAUCUAAUAAUCACGUGAGAUAAUCGAUGCAAAGAAAAAUGUGAAGAUGGCUCCUCCUAUUUCAAGAUCGAAUUAUCAAUCUUCUAUAUUGAAAUCAGCAUUUCCAGAAGUGUCGAAUAUCAAGGUGGAUCCAAAUUCAUAAUUGAUAACGAUGACAUUGUUCAAGGCGUAACAUUUUAGUAAGAAUAUAGAAUAAUUAUCUACAUUUUUAUAAGGAUUUAGACAAUAUUUGCAUUAUCACAUUCAUGCUUCGAAGACUUACUUGCAUUCCAGAAUCAUCAAAAGAAUCAGCCAGUUCCAAAGAAGUUUACAAUUAUGUUAAUUCGAACCUGAAGUUGAAAAGAAGACUGAGGAUCUGUUCGCAUCAUCUGGUGUAAAAGCAUGAAAUAUAAAAAUAAGGAUAAUUAAUAAUUAUAUUGUUUUAGAAA
Molecule: messenger RNA, 522 nt
Organism: Paramecium tetraurelia
Lineage: Eukaryota; Ciliophora; Oligohymenophorea; Peniculida; Parameciidae
Exons: 2
Biological process (GO): actin filament polymerization; Arp2/3 complex-mediated actin nucleation
Cellular component (GO): Arp2/3 protein complex; actin cytoskeleton
Molecular function (GO): structural constituent of cytoskeleton; actin filament binding
Source: RefSeq, a predicted model, not a curated record